AUGGCGGAACUCGAUGAAGUUAUUCCGACAAUCGACUUGAAAGAGAUUCCUGAUAAGAUUCUGAAUCAGAAAAUCCGUGAAGCGAGUGAGAGAUGGGGAUGUUUCAGGGUGAUAAACCAUGGAGUUUCUUUGUCUUUGAUGUGUGAGAUGAAGAAGACGGUUAGAGAACUCCAUGAACUUCCACUUGAGGUAAAAAUGCUAAACACUGAUGUGCUACUAGGAGGUGGUUACAAGCCUCGUAGUGACCUGAAUCCUCUUUAUGAAUCAUUUGGUGUUUUUGACAUGGCCUCUCCUCAAGUUGUCAAUACAUUUUGUGACCAACUCGAGGCCUCUGCGAAUCAAAGGGAGAUUAUCUUAAAGUAUGGCAAAUCUAUUGAUGGUCUUGCAAGGGAUCUAGCAAGGAGAUUAGGAGAGAGUUACCAGAUAGCAGAAACCGAUUUUUUCAAAGAAUGGCCGAGCCAACUUCGGAUGAACAAAUACCAUUUUAAACCGGAGACUAUUGUUCUUCAAGGUGAUGAAAAUGUUGGUGGACUUGAAGCCAUGGACACUUCUUCAAGAACAUUUUUCCCCAUAAACACAUUGUUAAACACGCUUACCAUAAACCUUGGUGAUACUGCUACGCAUAGAGUGCAAUGCAAAGAAGCAACGGUGAGGAUCUCAAUCUCCUCGUUCCUAUUAGGACCAAUGGAUAGAGGUAUUGAACCUCCAAGCGAAUUUGUGGAUGCCGAACAUCCACGACUAUACAAACCUGUCACAGACGAAGAACUAAGAAAGAUUAGACUAAGUCCGAAUCUGCGUACUUUUAUAACCAUAUGA
Molecule: messenger RNA, 816 nt
Organism: Arabis nemorensis
Lineage: Eukaryota; Viridiplantae; Streptophyta; Magnoliopsida; Brassicales; Brassicaceae
Source: the annotation of a GenBank genome assembly